Messenger RNA from Rhagoletis zephyria (snowberry fruit fly), 4967 nucleotides. It is a transcript of the gene Dgk, whose product is annotated as diacyl glycerol kinase 1. Gene Ontology annotation, cellular component: plasma membrane. NCBI's taxonomy places the organism in Eukaryota, Metazoa, Arthropoda, Insecta, Diptera, Tephritidae. Gene Ontology annotation, molecular function: ATP-dependent diacylglycerol kinase activity; calcium ion binding. The record is from RefSeq and is a predicted model, not a curated record. Gene Ontology annotation, biological process: phospholipase C-activating G protein-coupled receptor signaling pathway.
CUUUUGCUUACAAAUAAAGAGUUAAUAAAAAAAAUUUAAAAAUAAAUAAUAAAAAAAAAAACAGUACCAGUGACUCGUAGCAGCAGCGACAGCGAACGCGUCAAAAAUUGUGCGUCUUAUCUAUGAAGUUAUUGAAUAUCUCUCAAAACAGAGAAAAUAUUUUGCGACUAAAUUAAGCACAUAAAGCGCUGUUAAGUAGUCAAGUGGGUGCGACAGUGAGUUGUGACGUCUUAGAAAUAUAAGCCUAACAAAAAACACAAACAAAAAAGCUGCAAAAAAAAACAAAAAAAAAAACGAAACCGAAAGAAUUUAUUACGUCAGGGAACUGAAUUGGAGUGGAAAAAGCCCGCGUGUGUGCGCGCUUGACAUGUGUGUGAGUGUGUGCGCUUAGUAAACAGCCGUCGGCAAGCAAAGUGUAGUGAAGCGCGGUAAAGUAUUGAGCGGAUUGUAAACUGAGCUGACCUGAGCAGAGCUAAUAUUCUAAAGAUUUUUCUCAUAAUGGCUAAAAUUAUGAUAUCAACUACAAAAAAUUAAUAGAGUUCCUAAAAUUGCAUGUGAGUGCAUGAGAUAAAAAACGCUGCAGCAUCGUUUUGAUUGGCGCAUAAUUUACCCGCGAAGCAAGUCAUCGCAGUUGGGAGUAGACAAGAACAAAAGGCACAAUGACGGCCACAUUACAUAAAUGGGAUAAGUUGUCACCGCGAGAAUUCCAACAUUUGCAGGAAUUGGCAUCAUAUUCGACUAGAAAGCUGCAGGAUGUGUUGCAGGAAUUUUGUGCGCCACAUGCCUCACCCAAAUUCAAUCCCGAUGGGGACAUUGAUUACGAUGGUUUUCGCCGCUUUCUUGAUGCAUUUCUCGACUGCGAGACACCAGUCGAUUUGGCCAAACAUCUUUUUGUUUCCUUCCUCAAGCCGAAUGUCACACAGUCCCAGCUGCAUGGCAAGGCGCUCAAUCAAAUGGCAGCUAUCAGCAGUACGACGGCUUGUGCGGCUGUCACAUCGCAUACAAAGGGCUCCAUUCCAAAUAUAAAUAGCAUAGCUGAAAUUGCAGCGCCGCCAGCUAGCGAAUCACGUAAUACCUUCGUGGAGAAGAUUCAUGGCAUCACCGACAAGCUGCAUUCGUUGAGUGGCCAUUUGACACAUGAUCCCAGCAAAACGGGUAGCGUACAUCCCAUGGUCACUGUUACGCCCAGUCCACUUGCCAGCGGCCCAUCGAUAUUCCAAAGCAGCGCUGCGGCGCGUCGUUCCGUCGAUUCGAGUCCAUCACAUUCGCAAGCGAAUCACUCGCAGAUGUCACGCAACUCAUCAAAGAAAAGCAGCAAUUCGGUUAAUUGUAAAAUCGAUACUGAUAUCAAACUUCUUGCACGCAAACUUUCACACUUGGAUCCGUUGACGCUGAAAGUGCCGCUCAAAGAUGUUGUCUGCUAUUUAUCAUUGCUGGAAGCUGGACGACCGGAAGAUAAGCUCGAAUUCAUGUUUCGAUUGUACGAUACCGAUGGCAAUGGCGUCCUGGAUACCGCCGAAAUGGAUGCGAUUGUUAAUCAAAUGAUGGCUGUUGCCGAAUAUCUUGGCUGGGAUGUUAGCGAAUUGCGACCGAUUCUGCAAGACAUGAUGGUGGAAAUUGACUACGAUGCCGAUGGUACAGUUUCCCUAGAAGAAUGGCAACGCGGCGGCUUGACAACAAUACCCCUGCUGGUAUUGCUGGGCGUUGACAAUACAGCACUGAAGGAGGAUGGCAUCCAUGUGUGGCGCUUAAAACAUUUCAGCAAACCGGCAUACUGUAAUCUCUGCCUGAAUAUGUUGGUUGGCCUUGGCAAGAAGGGUCUCUGUUGUGUGUUAUGCAAAUAUACGGUACAUGAACGUUGCGUGCAACAUGCGCCCGCCUCCUGCAUCACCACCUACGUCAAAUCGAAGAAGGCCAAAGGUGGCGGCGAUCUGCUACAUCACUGGGUCGAAGGUAACUGUUACGGUCGCUGCUCCAAGUGCCGCAAACGCAUCAAGGCAUAUCACGGCAUCACCGGGCUGACAUGUCGUUGGUGUCACAUGAUGCUUCAUAAUCGCUGCGCCUCCUCGGUGAAAAAGGAAUGUACACUCGGCGAGUAUGCGGAUUUAAUUGUACCUCCAACGGCCAUCUGUCCGGCAGUCUUGGAUCGCCAGCGCUCAGUAAAUCAAGCCAGCAAAGCCACACACUUUCAAAUUACCCCGCCCAACGAAAGUAGCUGUCCGCUGUUGGUGUUCGUCAAUCCGAAAAGCGGCGGCCGGCAAGGUGAUCGCAUAUUGCGGAAAUUCCAAUAUAUGCUCAAUCCGAGGCAAGUUUAUGAUCUAUCCAAGGGUGGACCGAAGGAAGGUUUAACGCUUUUCAAGGAUUUACCAAAUUUCAAAGUGAUUUGUUGCGGUGGUGACGGCACAGUCGGUUGGGUACUGGAGGCGAUGGAUUCCAUUGAGCUUGCCACACAACCAGCCAUUGGUGUCAUACCGCUGGGCACUGGUAACGACUUGGCGCGCUGUUUACGCUGGGGUGGCGGCUAUGAGGGCGAAAAUAUCCCUAAGCUAAUGGAGAAAAUUAAGCGGUCAUCGAUUGUGAUGUUAGAUCGUUGGAGUAUCGAGGUGACGAAUGCGGUGCCUGUGGAGGAGGUCCUUCGACCAAAGGUCACGCUUCACUCGAAUAUGCAGAAAGUGAUUGAGCUAUCACAAAGUGUUGUGGUCGAGAAGGCGCUUUUCGAAAAAUUCGAGGAGAUUCAUCGCAGCACCAGCGUUUGUACGAAUAUAUGCAGCACCAGGCAAGAGCACAUGUCCACAAUGGCGUCAACAUCAUCUAUGAGUUCGUCGAUUACCACAGCCACUGAAUAUGCCACAGAGGCGGCGACGACGACGACGGGUGGCUGCUGUGACGGCGCUGGAGGUGGUGCUGAUGCUGGCGAUGAUAGCAACGGUGGCACUGGGCGCGCAACCAAAAGCAUAUCAAUGUCGACAUUCGAAACGAAACGCAUACUCGCCACACUCAGUAAUAGCAGCAGCAGUUGCAGCAGCACCAGCACGAUUAUUAAACAACAAAAGCAGCAGCAGCAGCAGCAAGAGGAGCAAGAACGACAGAGUGAAAAUCACGAAAAAUCGCAAUCAGAAGACCUACAAUCACCUGGCGUACCACAAAUGCCGGAAACGGCUAAAAGUGAUGGUGUUAGUGCAGCUGCUGGUAAUGAUGAUGAUAAUGUUGGCGACAAAAAUAACAAUAACAGUACCAAUAACAAUGAAAAUAACAGCGAUAAAAGCAACAAUAGUGUUGUGGCAUUCGAUGAGCUCAAUUCAAUGCAUGCAACCAAUGCGCCAACAGACAUUCCAAACAACGCUGACAGCGUGCAGAAAGACCAAAGCGGGAUGGCGGCAGAGCAAGCAGCAGCUAGUGGGCAGCAAGAGCAACAAUUGCAAAGACCAGCAAGCAGCAAAAGCAUAUCAAUACCGGUAGAUGGCACUGCACACUGCACAUCAGCCCCCCCAGAAGCUACCAGCAGCAGUGGCAUCAGCAUCAGCGCCACUGCCAACACUAACACAAACCCUACUAGUUACAUUAGCAACGAUGUUGAGUGUUCAGCUGCAGCCACAGCAACGGCAGCCACGGCCGCGGCCACUUCAGCUAUAGUGCCAACAACGCCUUUAUCCCCUACAACGCCAUUCUUACCCGUUGAGUGUUCUCCCACGCAUUCACCCGCUGCCAAAGAGGCGGAUGAGGCUGUUGCAGCGCCUCUAUCUCCAACAGCAUUUGCAGAUUCUGCAACAACGAUGGACGGCGCAUCAGCAGCUAAAAGUCAGGCAUCGACUUGUUUGCCGAAGCAAAUCAAAGUGCAGCCGGAAAAAGAUUGCACAGUGCCCUACAACAUCAUCAACAACUACUUUUCGGUUGGUGUGGAUGCAGCAAUUUGUGUCAAGUUUCACUUGGAGCGCGAGAAGAAUCCACACAAAUUCAACAGUCGCAUGAAAAAUAAGCUGUGGUAUUUUGAAUAUGCCACUUCGGAAACAUUUGCUGCAUCAUGCAAGAAUCUUCAUGAGAACAUAGAAAUUGUGUGCGAUGGCGUUUCCCUCAAUUUAGCAAAUGGACCACAUCUACAGGGUGUCGCUCUACUAAACAUUCCUUACACUCAUGGCGGCUCGAACUUGUGGGGUGAACAUCUUUCGCAAAAGCGAAUGCGCAAAAGUGCUGGUCCAUUUCGAAAAGGCAAGAAACUGAGAUCCUCGGAUAAGGAACUUUCAGCGACAAGUUUCACAUCUGUCGAUCUGUCAGUUGCAACUCAAGAUUUCGGUGAUCGCCUAAUUGAGGUUAUAGGUCUGGAAAAUUGUUUGCACAUGGGUCAAGUGCGUACCGGUCUUCGUGCCUCUGGUCGACGCUUGGCGCAAUGUUGUGAAGUAAUUAUUAAGACGAAGAAAACAUUUCCUAUGCAAAUUGAUGGCGAACCAUGGAUGCAAGUACCUUGCACGAUUAAAGUCACCCAUAAGAAUCAAGUUCCUAUGCUAAUGGCGCCACGUUCCGAAAAAGGUAGAGGCUUCUUCAAUUUACUUUGCAGCUGAUUUCGGCGGAGCGUAUCCGCUAGUAGUUCCAUAGGGGCAUCACUAACGGAACGACACCAACAACAACACAAAGAAACCACCGUCCAACACAUAGAAUAGCUUUAAUUUUUAGCAACAUACAUACAUACAUACAUACCACAACAAGUCCUGUAAUCGCAAAACGGAAAACGAAAGUGGAGAAAUAUUUAAAUGAAUAAAAUGAAGAGAAACUAUUUUAUGCAUAUACAUACAUACAUAUAAUACAAGGAGAAAAAAACAAAAACAAUUGUAAACCUGUUAUGCAGUUUAGAAAUAGAAACCUCUGCAGUGUGAAGAGAAUUUUUAUCAUAGAAAGUUGAGAAGCGAAAAAAUACAAAUUUUAAUGCAUUCGUAAUGUGAGCUUUAAUUUAUUUUUUUAUAGCAUAUUUUAGU